UUGUUCACUCUGUGUAAUAAAUCUAUUUAAUAUAUGCAUUUCACUUUUUGAAUUGAACUACUGAAGUGAAUGAACCUUUCCACAAUAUUCUAAUUUACUAGGAUGCACUUGUACAUGUAAGCAUACACAAACCUACCUGGCAUUAAAUUAAUACAUUUUCACCCCUUGCUGCUCCAGUAAAAUUCCCCUAAAGCUGCCAUGAAUGGAUUACCAUAAAGAAAGAAAGAAUGGAAUAAAUAAAAAAAUAAAUAAAACACUGAUAGCCGGAACCAACCCAAUCUGAAAACAAGCUAGUUACAUAUUGAACAGAGGGCAAACUGCUUUGUUGCAUCCCUUGCCAUUUGCAUACUCAGUGUUUCAGCCAAUCAUCAUGACUUCUGCUGUAAACCUUCAUCACACGGUGGUAAGAUCUUCAGAGGUGCAGAAGACAAGUUGCUGUAUACCACAAUGACUGGAGUGCUGGUUAUUUUGAGUUUUCUCUUUACACUGUCUCAAACAGUCACGCCUCACCAGAUCUCUAUGAUUGUGGUCAAUCCUGGUGAUGAUCUCAAUCUGACAUGUCAGGCGCUCACUGGGCUUAAAGCUGGGCUGUUUUACUGGUUUAAGCUGAAGUUUGGACACAUGGUACAAAGAGUGGCUGCAGGAAGUUUUGAAAACAUAAAACUUGAAGAUACAUUCAAAAACUCUAGAUUCACAGUCACAUUUAUGAGUACCCUGUAUUUUCUAAGCAUCAGAAAUGUGAGCAAAGAAGAUGAAGCAACGUACUUCUGCCAGGCUGGAUCAGCGUAUGAGAUGAAAGUUCUAAAUGGCACUCUCGUAGCUGUGAAUGAUCAUAAAAAUCACCAGAUCUCAGUCUACGUCAAACAAAGCCCAGAGAGUCAAUCUGUCCUGGCGGGCCACUCAGUGAGUCUCCAGUGUUCCCUUCUCUCCAAGCACAAAGAAACCAGAGAGCAGUGUCCCAGUGAACAUGAUGUGUACUGGUUCAGAGCUGGAGCGGGAGAAUACCAUCCAGCUGUCAUUUAUACCUCAGAGACCAGGAGAGUCAAAUCAGUGGAGAGUUGUGCCUACAGCUUGUCGAAAACCAUACACAACUCGUCUGAUGCUGGGACGUACUACUGCGCCGUGGCCACAUGCGGACAGGUCCUGUUUGGUGAAGGAACAACAGUCUACACAGAAAUCUGUGGGCAAGAGUGGAUCCGUGUAGUCAUUGUCCUUGGGACACUGUUGGUUCUCUGUGUGAUUGUGAUUGUCGUCCUUAUUUUCUCCAAAGGCUGAAGGCUGGCGACACACAAGCACUGAAGUACUCUGGAUUUCUCUUCAAUGGAAACCAUAUGAUGAUAUUAUAUACAGAAAUUUUGUCCAAUAUUAAAAAUUUGUUUCAUUUUAAUUAUCAAACAGCUUCUCUGUGCUUUGUUUAUUAACCUCAGGAUUGUAGUUUUAUUUUAUUCCUAAUGGUCAGAAAUGUCUUGCUACAAUGCAAAGAAAUCUGACUGGCUACUCAUAUCUCUGUCAAGGGCAAGGGCUAAAAAUAGAAAGGUAUUGCUUUGCUAAACAAUUUUCUAUGACGGAAUUAAAUGACUCUGAUUAUACAACAAACUCAUAAAGAUUUCUUUCAGUGCAGGAGCUGCAGGAGUUCAGGCACCAUGUAGUACCAUGUGAUGCAAAGGUCAUAACAAAGCUGAGGACGGUGUGCUUUUAUCAAACAUGUCUGUGGUUUUCAGCUCUUCUUUAGAUGCUGUUGGUGAGAGAGGUGGAGAGCUUCUCUGAAAUGGCCCCACCAAAUGUUGUCAGAGCUCUGAGCUGUGAUCAUCCUACAAAGAAACACUCUGACCUACUUAUUUCAACCUCUGACGGAGGUUUCUAGUCCCAAGGUGCAGAACAAAGCAGUAUAAAAACAGCUUUGUUCUUGCUGCUAGUGCCCAGCUGAACAAGUUGUAGCCUUAUUUUGCACACAUGUAUUCAUUGUUCAUGCACUUAUAUAUUUAUUCCUACAUUUGAAUCUUAAACUUGGUUUUUACCUUGGCUUAUUUGAAAUUAUUGA
Cheilinus undulatus (humphead wrasse) is the source of this 2041-nucleotide messenger RNA. RefSeq lists its product as uncharacterized. Gene Ontology annotation, biological process: response to bacterium. The coding region runs from base 448 to 1275 and encodes 275 amino acids. The record is from RefSeq and is a predicted model, not a curated record. The transcript has 5 exons. NCBI's taxonomy places the organism in Eukaryota, Metazoa, Chordata, Actinopteri, Labriformes, Labridae.